This is a messenger RNA of Candidozyma pseudohaemuli, 1626 nucleotides long. RefSeq lists its product as uncharacterized. The transcript has a single exon. Bases 1 to 1626 code for a protein of 541 amino acids. Lineage: Eukaryota; Fungi; Ascomycota; Pichiomycetes; Serinales; Metschnikowiaceae. The record is from RefSeq and is a predicted model, not a curated record.
AUGUGGACAGAUAUCGCUAAACGGAAGCAGGACUCCAUCCUCGGUGGGAUCCCACCGGAAUGGAGAGAUGCUGAAAUUGCUGACAAGAUGCAGCGCACCGGGGAAACUAAUACGAAACGCUUUUUAGAUGCAACUCUUCCCGAGGACGAAAAUGCCAUCACCCAUCUUUCAUUGGUGGAUCUUCAGAAGAAGAUCGCAGCAGGUGAAUUUUCAGCGUUGGAGGUCACUACAGCAUACUGCCACCGGGCAGCGUUAGCCCAUCAAAUCGUCAACUGCUGCUCGGAUAUCUUCUUUGACGAGGCUUUCGAAAGGGCCAAAAAACUAGAUCAGGUGUUUGCCAAAGAUGGUGUUGUAGGUCCGCUUCAUGGCAUCCCUAUAUCCUUGAAAGAUCAGGUGGACUUGACGGGCAAGGAUUCCACCUUGGGGUACUGCUCAUUGGCUGAUAAGCCCAAAGCCAAAAACGCCCUCAUCGCUGAUCAAUUGCUCGAGGCCGGUGCUGUCUUCUACGUUAAAACAGCCGUACCCAGCUCCCUCAUGGCUUCUGAGACUUAUUCGAAUCUCAUUGGCUACACGACUAAUUCCUUGCAUCUGGACUUUUCGGCAGGCGGGUCGUCAGGCGGUGAAGGGUCCUUGAUCGCCGCUGGUGCAUCACCAUGUGGUUUAGGUACAGACAUUGGAGGCAGUAUUAGGAUCCCCUCUUGCUUCCAGGGCUUGUAUGCGUUGAAACCGGCCAACGGGCGACUUUCGUAUAUGAACGUUACCAACGCCUCGAGUGGCCAGGAGUGUGUAAUUUCGGCGAUCGGCCCGAUGGCCCGCUCUCUCGAAGAUGUGAAGUACGUUUCUAAAGUCUUGGUUGGAAUGGAGGGGUGGCACCUGGAUCCCAAGGUGCUUGCUGUUCCCUGGAGGGAGGAGGCUCAGAGAAAAUUCACUAUAGGCAUAUGGCAUGCUUGUCCUGAGCUCAGACCGCAACCUCCAGUGGCCAGAGCUCUUGAAGAGACAAAAGCAGCUUUGCAAAAGGCAGGCCACGAGGUGGUGGAUAUACAAAUUCCCAUGCUGUUGAAGGCCAUGGACACGGCCACAAAAGCAUAUGUUGCGGACGCUGGAAAAGAGGCUUAUGGGGAAUGCAGCAAGACGGGUGAGCCGUUCAUUAAAGCAGCCUUGGAGUGUGUGCCAUGGGAUCUUUUUGGAAAACCUUUGGACGCCAGUGCAUGGUGGGAAGUGUGCAACGAAGCGUACGAAAUCAAGCAGGACUUUUAUGCCCACUGGAAGGACACUGCUCGGUUGACUCUGUCUGGGAAACCUAUAGACGCUAUUGUGUGCCCCAUCUGGCCUGUUCCGGCUGUGCUCAAGUACGGCCCCAACACUGAAAAUUACACGGUUCCUUUCAACCUUUUUGACUGUGCCAGUACCGUUCUUCCUGUUGGUAAAGUGGACAAGCUGAGAGAUGUCAAAGAAACCCAGUUUAAGGCCAGAAAUGACGCCGAACAGAGCGUUUACGAUAUGUACGAUCCGGAGAAGUUCCACGACUUGCCCGUUUGCCUUCAGGUGGUGACCAGAAAGCUUGAAGAGGAAAGAUCUCUAGCUGUGGCGGAGGCCUUAGAUCAGGCAGUGCACGCCUCUCGGUAG